Messenger RNA from Aspergillus pseudotamarii, 394 nucleotides. RefSeq lists its product as uncharacterized. The transcript has a single exon. Bases 100 to 267 code for a protein of 55 amino acids. Lineage: Eukaryota; Fungi; Ascomycota; Eurotiomycetes; Eurotiales; Aspergillaceae. The record is from RefSeq and is a predicted model, not a curated record.
GUCAACUCAUCGCGUUCCCCAGGUGUCCGAUCAUGAGGAUCCGAUGGGGUCAAGACGUCAUGACACGCAUUCCGAUGAUGGCAGAGGCAACGAUGAUCAAUGCUGAUCACCUCAGGGAUGGAGGAGGGGAAAUUUCCAUCGCCAGGGUUUUUAUCUAUAUUCAAAGAAACUUGUAGCGAUUGUUGUUCUCAUUUUAAUAAGAAUCUACUCCGUACAAUGAAUCAAUUGACGCCCAAGACAAUUUUAUUACCAAAUUUCCAUUCUUGAGUAAUUCAGAAGGGCAACCUGAUUGCCCUUGUUUUUGACUGGGAGGGGCUGUGCAUUGUCGACUAACGAACAGAAUGCCACUUAGUUAGUUCUUGUAACCUUCUUGGUAAUCUCAACCCUAGCCGAG